Molecule: messenger RNA, 2112 nt
Organism: Ipomoea nil (Japanese morning glory)
Lineage: Eukaryota; Viridiplantae; Streptophyta; Magnoliopsida; Solanales; Convolvulaceae
Product: receptor-like serine/threonine-protein kinase SD1-7
Exons: 7
Coding region: 1-2049 (682 amino acids)
Biological process (GO): protein phosphorylation
Molecular function (GO): protein kinase activity; ATP binding
Source: RefSeq, a predicted model, not a curated record
AUGGCGGCUGUUCCUUUCUGUGUUUUUUUCUGCAAUGUUGGAGGGGGCACUGACAGUCUCAGGCCCGGCGAAUCUGUUACUCGAAACCGGACCUUAGUCUCCGCCGACGGGAACUUCUCGUUAGGAUUCUUCCACCCCGGGAACUCUUCUUCUUCCUUUCUCGGGAUAUGGUACAAUUCCAUCAACAAAACUGUGAUUUGGGUCGCUAACAGAGAAUCUCCGCUUCGUCAAGAUUCUGAAGCCGUUUUCACACUCGGGUAUGACGGGAAUCUGCAGCUUUUGGACGGCGGCGGAAGAAAUAUUAUAUGGUCAACCAAUAUCUCAGGCGGCGGCGGCGGAUCCACGGCCGCCCAACUGCAAGAUAGGGGAGAUCUUGUUGUGAAGCAGGGUGAGAGCACAGUUUGGGAAAGCUUCGAUGGCGACAGUGACACGUUAAUGCCGGAGAUGAGGCUAAAGGUAAACAAGAAAACCGGAAAACGGAACGUGAUAAGAUGUUGGAGUAGCAGUGAUGAUCCCAGGCCAGGGAAAUUCUCUUGUGGAAUCGAUCCUAAAGGGCCUCCACAGAUGUUCAUUUGGAAAGAAAACAUUCCUUAUCAAAGGACCAACUUGUAUCAGGAAGGGUUUACUUACAAUGUUUACUUUCCCUCAGGGGGAAAUGCAUAUUUUUCUUUUUAUUCUUAUGCUAAAGAAAAUGAUGAACUGUAUUACAGCUAUGGAUAUGCUAACACCUUAAUUCCAGUAAGAUCCGUCUUGACUCCAGAAGGUCUUAUUCAGUUUCUGUUGAGGCAAAAAACAAGUGAUGAAUGGUCGAAAUGCAGGGGUGCUUAUUUCUUUACUUCAUUCUAUGAUGUUAAUGCAGAUGGAAAUGAUAAUUCACCUCACAAAAACAAAUGUCGUCUUGUUGCAAUUAUAGUAGCCUCAGUCUCUGCUUUCUUUCUUAUUUCUGUUUUGGUGUAUAUCCUCACCUGGAAAUACUGUGGAAGGAAAGGUUGGGUUUCUAAAAGGGCUACAGUGUCAACUGCUCCCCUUCUUGGAAAAGAUCAUAUAGAGUUGUUACAGCUCAGUUUGCGAAGAAUAAUUGAUGCUACAAACAACUUCCAUGAAGCAAACAAACUUGGAGAGGGUGGUUUUGGUCUUGUUUAUAAGGGAUUUUUCCCAAAAUUUGGGAUGGUAGCUAUCAAGAGAUUAUCCAAGCAAUCAUCUCAAGGUCUGAAUGAGUUCAUGAAUGAGCUGAAGCUAAUUGCAAAACUACAACAUACAAAUCUUGUGCGCCUAUUGGGUUGCUGCAUUGAGGAUGAAGAAAAAAUAUUAAUCUAUGAGUACCUGUCAAAGAGAAGUCUAGACAAAUUCUUAUUUGAUGCAAUUCAGAAAGAUAAUUUAGAUUGGAAUACACGUAUUGAAAUAAUAGAAGGAGUUGCGCAAGGAAUUCUUUAUCUUCACAAGUACUCUAGACUGAAAGUCAUUUAUCGGGACUUAAAAGCAAGUAAUAUUUUACUUGACGAAGCAAUGAAACCCAAAAUAUCAGAUUUUGGAAUGGCAAGAAUUUUUGGGGUUGACCAAACUCAAGCAAAAACAAAUCAUGUGGUUGGAACAUAUGGUUACAUUCCGCCAGAAUAUGUAUUGCAUGGUCAAUUUUCGGAGAAAUCCGAUAUAUUCAGUUUUGGAGUGCUGCUAUUGGAAAUUGUUAGUGGUCAGAAAAAUUCUAAUUUUUUUCGGACUCAACUUUCUCUCACUCUCCUAGGAUGGGCAUGGAAAAACUGGAAAGAUGGACAACCACUUGAAUUUGUUGAUCUAGCGAUAAAGGAAUCAUGUGACUCUCUCAAGGUCAUAAGGUGCAUCGAGGUGGGACUUCUAUGCGUCCAAGCAAUUCCAACGGAUAGACCGAUAAUGUCUGAUGUAGUUCAAAUGUUGAGCAAUGACCAUGCAGCACCAAUUCCACAACUCAAAGAACCUGCAUUUGUUUCUAGCCAAUCCAAUCCCAUUGUUUGUAUUUCUCAUCCUAAUUCCAAAAAUGAGAUUACAAUAAGUAGUAUUCUCGAUCCUCGAUAAAGGAUCUAUGAUUUUGUGUAAAUAUUUUAUGCCAUUGUCAGCUCUUAUACAACUCUUUCGCCU